AUGGGCUUCACACCAGAGGUUUUCGAUAUUGCCAAUGAGUCUCAGACGGCCGAGACGGCCAAGAAGUACGGACUUACCCCAGCCGAGGUAACUGAGCUUCACCAAAAGGCAACGGCAGCAAAGGCAACAGCAUACUGCCCUUACAGCCAGUUCCGUGUGGGAGCGACACUCUUGUCUAAAGACGGACAGUACACAUCUGGAGCAAAUGUUGAGAAUGCGUCUUAUCCGGUUGGCACGUGUGCCGAGAGAGUAGCCUUUGGCAAGGCCAUCACGGAGGGCAUUCGGGGGUUCAAGGCUGUCGCCGUAGCCACCGAUAUUGAGGCUCCGUGUAGCCCGUGUGGCAUGUGCCGGCAGUUCAUCCGUGAGUUUGUGGACCUGGAAACGCCCAUUCUCAUGUUCAACAAGGAUGGAAAGUAUGCAGUCAUGAGACUGGAAGCCCUUCUCCCGCUGUCAUUUGGCCCCGAGUACCUCCCGCCCCCAGAUGUUCUGGAGAAGGCCCGGGCCGGCGGAAUCUAG
Messenger RNA from Colletotrichum fioriniae, 516 nucleotides. RefSeq lists its product as uncharacterized. NCBI's taxonomy places the organism in Eukaryota, Fungi, Ascomycota, Sordariomycetes, Glomerellales, Glomerellaceae. Gene Ontology annotation, cellular component: cytosol. The record is from RefSeq and is a predicted model, not a curated record. Gene Ontology annotation, molecular function: cytidine deaminase activity; zinc ion binding.